Molecule: messenger RNA, 1659 nt
Organism: Sinocyclocheilus grahami
Lineage: Eukaryota; Metazoa; Chordata; Actinopteri; Cypriniformes; Cyprinidae
Product: GTPase IMAP family member 8-like
Exons: 4
Coding region: 1-1659 (552 amino acids)
Molecular function (GO): GTP binding; ubiquitin binding; phosphatidylinositol binding
Source: RefSeq, a predicted model, not a curated record
AUGGGAGUAGAUAGCACCUCUAUCAACCAUGUAUUUGGUGAUGAUCCAUUCAGAGAGCACAAUAUAGAGGCACUUCUGGCACAACAUGGAAUUCAUAACUUCCCGGUUGAAUUGGGCGACCAGUUCCCUGCUGUUAAUGUCCAACAACCCAGUGUUGAUCUUAGCCAGGCGCAACAGGAAGAGGAUUUGAGAGCCAUAGAAGUCUCUCUUACUUCAGGAAAUCUGAGGAUUGUGCUGCUGGGUAAAACUGGAUCAGGAAAGAGUGCAACAGGAAACACGAUCCUCGGCAGAAAUGCAUUUAAAGAGGACUUCAAUCCAGAAUCAGUUACUCAAAAUUGUGCGAUAAAAAACACAAGAAUAGGUUCAAGGACUGUCACCAUAAUUGACACUCCAGGGCUGUUUGACACAUUGAUGGGUGAAAAGAAGGAUAAGAAACCUGACACACAGAUGACUGAAGAAAGACUGAAGGCUGAAAUAGAGAAGUGUCUGGAGAUGUCUGCUCCUGGUCCUCAUGUGUUCCUGCUGGUCAUCAGACUGGAUCAGAGGUUCACAGAUGAAGAGAAGAGUGCAGUCAAAUGGAUUCAGGAGAACUUUGGAGAAGAAGCUGCAUGUUACACCAUCAUUCUGUUCACUCACACAGAUGCACUAGAGGAGAAACCAUUAGAUGAGUAUAUCAGAGAAAGUAAUGAUCUCAAGGCUCUUGUUAAUGAGUGUGGUGGCAGAUUUCACUCGAUCAACAAUAAAGACAUUGAGAACCGCUCUCAGGUCACAGAACUGCUGAAGAAGAUUGAGAAGAUGGUGGAGAAGAACGGAGGACAACAUUACACUGAUGAGAUGUUUCAGGAAGCUCAGAGAAGGAUACUUGAUAGAGUACAGUUCUGGUCAGAGAAACCUCGUAUUGUGCUGCUGGGUAAAACUGGAUCAGGAAAGACCGGAGUGGUGGAAACCAUCCUGGGCAGAGAGAGGAGAAAUUCACCAAAUUCUGAAACCUGUGAAGUACAUGAAGCAAAUGUGGAUAAAAAGAGCAUGGAAAUAAUUGACACUCCAGGACUGAUUGAUGCAUCAAAAGAGAAGAUGAAAAAAGAUGAAAUCGAGAAGUUUGUCUGUAUGUCUGCUCCUGGUCCUCAUGUGUUUCUGCUGGUCAUCAGACUGGACACGAGAUUCACAGACGAAAAGAAAAACACAGAGAAAUGGAUUCAGGAGAACAUUGGAGAAGAUGCCGUACAUCACACCAUUAUUCUGUUCACUCACGCUGAUCUAUUGAAGGGAAAAUCAUUAGAUGAGUAUAUCAGAGAGCGACCAUAUCUGCAAUCACUGGUUCACAGAUGUGGUGACAGAUCUCACCCAUUCAAUUGUCAGGACAGAAACAAUCCCAAUCAGGUCACAGAGCUGCUGGAGAAGAUUGAAAACAUGGCAGAAGCAAAUGGAUGGAGGUACUACACAAAUCAGAUGUUUAAAGAAAUUCUCAACAGAAAAGUACGUAGACUACGUAAUGCUUCAGUAGCAAUUGGAUCAGCAGGAGUAGCAGCCAUAAUAACAGGUGGUGCUGUCCUGGGAGCAACAACAUUGGUCGCAGCACCGGCACUAGUUAUUGCAGGAGGAGGUCUAGCUGUAGUUGGAGGAAUAGGAAUUUAUAAAAAGUUUUCAAAGAAAGAUUAG